CCUAACCAACCGACCAUGUCGUGGCAGCCUAAGCUCCGUCCCAAGGGCUUCCCGCAUACCUUGAACGAUUUCGCCGCCGUAGAUUCCCUCGCGGAGUUGGAGCACCUCUCCCGAAACGUAGAGGACAAACGUGAUCAACGCGUGUUCCGGGUCAAGCGCAAGCAUGUUCUCAAGGCGUGCGAUCGGUGUCGCGUGAAGAAGACUAAGUGUGAUGGGAAACAGCCCUGCAGCCGCUGCUCGAUAUACAACCAUCCAUGUCUCUUCCGCGAGAGAAAGGCCACGCAGACGAAAGUUUACUCUCGGGGAUUUGUCGAGAUGCUCGAGUCCCACCAUUCAUUAGUCGUCAAGGCACUCCAGAAACUAUACAAGUUCUGCAUCAACAACGAAGGCUUCCCCGGCGAGCCACUUGCCGAAGCACCAGACGGCUAUCCUCUAACACACACGAUCCUCGACCGCCUAGGGCUGAUCAAGCAAGCCGAAGAAAACGCAGAUGACCCGGACGAGGACUCCGAGGACCUGCGCUACCUCCGCCUGCUAUCCACAUCAACUGAAUGCAGCGCCACGGCCGAACCGUCCCCUGAACCAGCUACUCCUCCGGAGCCCUCCCCAACAGUGCUCUCCUCUCCAUCUUCCUCCACUUGCAACAACCCAGGUCCUGUCCCGGUGCCAACCCCUUCCCUCCCGGGAGGACGCAACCAGUCACACAGCUGGUCGUGGGAGAUGCAGCCCGUUCACCAUCAGCCUCCGUAUCACCACAGCUACCCAGAAAAUGGAUUCCAGCAUGAUAUGAUGGCCGCGCAGCGCAACUCCCUAGGAGGAGAUGUUGCUACAGAUCUAGCACCAAAUGAGAUCCCGUCCCAUAUCGACGUGUCUGCUGGAUCGUCCGUGUCCCAUGAUUCCGCGGCUUUUCCAUAUUACAUGGAUACUUCGGAUGGAGGAGUGCCAGGUGGUGCCAACAAUAAACCCGCCACGCAGCGUGUUCCACCUGCUAUCGGCAUAAUGGCCGAUGCGCAUCCCCAUCCCCAGCAUCUCUCCGGCGGUGGCAUGUCUAGUGACAUGCUUGGCGGUGUUUAUCACUACCAAAAUCAGGAGGCUUCGUUCUAUCACGAAUUUACGCCUGGUUGGACUUUCCCGGCGGGUUGA
Messenger RNA from Penicillium lagena, 1143 nucleotides. RefSeq names its product Zn(II)2Cys6 transcription factor domain-containing protein. The transcript is spliced from 3 exons. Lineage: Eukaryota; Fungi; Ascomycota; Eurotiomycetes; Eurotiales; Aspergillaceae. The record is from RefSeq and is a predicted model, not a curated record. The annotation marks the transcript as partial. Gene Ontology annotation, molecular function: DNA-binding transcription factor activity, RNA polymerase II-specific; zinc ion binding. Gene Ontology annotation, biological process: regulation of DNA-templated transcription.